AUGACCGGAGUCCGUGUCGGUCGUGUGCCGAAGCGCCGGAGAGGUCAGCGCGUAAAGCGUCAGUCAGUGGUGAGAAUGAUGGCAAUCAUGCAGGAUAGGAACAGUUCCGAGGUGCCGCGGGAGUUCUUAGAGACUGGUCGGACGGGACGGAGGAACGCUAUGCCGGACAUACUACACCCUCAAGGGGCGGAGGUGACCACCGCUGACUUACCGUCGCGGCUACAACAGCUAGUUACUACUGAUCCAGAUAAUCCUCAGCCGAGCACUUCCAAGAGCGAUCUCGAACAAUCCAGCUCUGACGUCACUGAGAAGAAAGACAGCUGCAGUUGA
Molecule: messenger RNA, 330 nt
Organism: Danaus chrysippus (African queen)
Lineage: Eukaryota; Metazoa; Arthropoda; Insecta; Lepidoptera; Nymphalidae
Source: the annotation of a GenBank genome assembly